Quercus lobata is the source of this 444-nucleotide messenger RNA. RefSeq lists its product as uncharacterized. The transcript has a single exon. NCBI's taxonomy places the organism in Eukaryota, Viridiplantae, Streptophyta, Magnoliopsida, Fagales, Fagaceae. The record is from RefSeq and is a predicted model, not a curated record. Bases 1 to 444 code for a protein of 147 amino acids.
AUGGCUCAAUUGCCGGCCAAGGAGUCCCAACCAGGGCCGAAGAGGGCCAGAAUGAACUUUUGUCCCAUUUUGAGUUUUUCAGAGGAAGAUAAGAUGAGAACCAUCCAGCCCCACGACGAUGCGCUGUUGAUCACCCUCAGAAUCGGGGACUACGAUGUAAGAAGAGUGAUGGUGGAUGGCGGUAGUGUUGCCAAGGUUACGUACCCCGACCUCUACAAGGGGCUAGGGUUAAAACUAGAGGAUUUGAUGCCCUACAACUCCCCUCUGAUGACUUUUGACGGGAAGCUUGUCAUCCCAAUAGGCAUGAUUAGGUUGCCCAUUCAGACCGGCCCAGAGAUAGUGGAGGUGAACUUCAUCGUGGUGGACACCUACUCCCCCUGUACGGCCAUUAUCGAUAGACCCUGGCUCCAUACCUCAGAAGCUGUUGCUUCCUCGUUGCACUAG